Messenger RNA from Perca fluviatilis (European perch), 6351 nucleotides. It is a transcript of the gene pnpla7b, whose product is annotated as patatin-like phospholipase domain containing 7b. Gene Ontology annotation, biological process: lipid metabolic process. The record is from RefSeq and is a predicted model, not a curated record. Bases 55 to 4008 code for a protein of 1317 amino acids. Lineage: Eukaryota; Metazoa; Chordata; Actinopteri; Perciformes; Percidae. Gene Ontology annotation, cellular component: endoplasmic reticulum. The transcript is spliced from 35 exons. Gene Ontology annotation, molecular function: phosphatidylcholine lysophospholipase A1 activity.
UUGACACUAUUGUUGGUAUGUAGCUAUACUCAAAAACUUUGACACAAGAAAGGCAUGGGAGACAAUAAUGAAGAGGAGAGCUGCAGUAUAUCCCCGAGCCUGGUUUCACUCGGUAGCGAGAUCAAGGCCGGGAUGCAGCAGUUUUUGAAGGAAAGGACGGAGGCCAACAUGUGGACGGCUGUGCUGAUUGGAGCUGUGACAGUUGUUUCGGUCCUUGGCAUUGUUGUUCUCCUUCUUUACAGAAGAUACAAACUGUCAAAGGAGGCUGGCGUUCCACAAUAUCGCUUCAGGAAGAGAGACAAGGUGAUGUUCUACGGCCGAAAGAUCAUGAGAAAGGUUCAGACGCUGUCCUCAGUCCCUGCCUCUAAUUCAAACUCAGCUUCCCGGCAGAGAGUGAGGAAGAGGACCAAAGUCCUGUCGAUAGCUCGCAAGAUCCUGCGCAUCCGGAAGGAGCCCCCCACCCUGCAGCCCAAGGAGCUUCCUCCAUGUCUGCUGGAGGCUGACCUGACUGAGUUUGAUGUGCAGAACUCCCAUCUGCCCUCUGAGGUGCUGUACAUGCUGAAAAAUGUCAGGGUGCUUGGCCACUUCGAGAAGCCUCUUUUCCUGGAGCUGUGUCGUCACAUGGUGCUGAUCCAGCUGCAUCAGGGAGAGGGACUCUUCCGACCGGGGGACACUGAUGACAGUAUUUACGUGGUUCAAGAUGGCCGCCUGGAGCUGUGCAUCCGUGAGAGUGAUGGUACCGACGCUGUGGUGAAGGACGUUUUACCAGGAGACAGUGUUCACAGUUUGCUCAGUAUCCUGGACAUCAUCACUGGCUAUCCAGCACCUUACAAAACAGUGUCUGCAAGAGCUGCAGUUGCCACCACUAUCCUGCGACUCCCAGCUGCAGCCUUCCAAUCAGUCUUUGACAAAUAUCCUGAAACUAUGGUCCGUGUCAUCCAGAUCAUCAUGGUGCGUCUCCAGAGAGUGACCUUCCUUGCCUUACACAACUACCUUGGUUUGACCACUGAGCUCUUCAACCCGGAGAGCCAAGCCAUCUCUUUGGUGUCGCUGGCCCAUGUUCUGGGUGAGGGUCAUCCACACAGAGGCCACCGCAGGCAGCCUUCCCACUCUGAUGAUCUGGGCUCCGAAAAAAGUGACACAGGUCAGAAACUACACUUCUCGGACACAUCAACAUCUAAAUACAAGAAAUCUCGCUCGCAAUCCACCCCAAUGGCUGUUACAGGUGACAUGUCAGUGAACCUCAACACAGUGUAUGAACAGGCCAAAGUUGACAAAGAGGAUUCUCUUGCUCACAAUCCUGUGAAGUCUAUUCUAAAGAAGAGUGUGACGAUGCAGGACACUCCAUCAGCUGUUUACUACUAUAGUGAUGCUGGAGGAGGAAAUGUCCAGCAUAAUAAAGUUAAUGCCAUUUUCCAAGCUGCCAAAAAGGAUCUGCUGCAGGUGCUCCAAAUACAGGACGCCAGUCUGCUGGAGGGGAGGGUGAAUCUCCGGCAGGUCAAAGCUGGUUCUGUUGUGGCCAACCAGGGAGACCAGGAUGUGAGCGUGGCAUUUAUCAUCUCGGGGUUGCUCCAUGUUUACCAGCGUAUGAUAGACCGUGAGGAGGAGACCCUGCUGUUUGUCACCCACCCAGGAGAGUUGGUGGGUCACCUGGCUGUCCUCACGGGGGAGCCCCUUAUCUUCAGUGUCCGGGCUCACAAAGACUGCACCUUCCUCUCCAUAUCCAAGGCCCACUUCUAUGAAAUGAUGCGCGAGGAGCCCAGGGUGGUGUUGAACGUAGCUCACACUGUGGUGAAGAGAGUGUCGCCAUUUGUCAGACAGAUUGACUUCGCCCUGGACUGGAUGGCUGUGGAGGCCGGCCGUGCCGUCUACAGACAGGGAGACAAGUCAGAUAGCACCUUCAUCGUCCUCAGUGGCCGACUGCGCUCUGUCGUCGCACAGGAUGAUGGGAAGAAGGAGCUGGCUGGAGAGUAUGGCCGUGGGGAUCUAAUCGGUGUGGUCGAGGCGCUGACCCACAUGAAUCGAGCCACCACGGUCCACGCUGUCAGAGACUCUGAGCUUGCCAAGUUACCUGAAGGGGCUCUGAACUCCAUCAAGAGGAGGUAUCCUCAGGUUGUCACCCGGCUGAUUCAUCUGCUGGGACAGAAGAUCCUGGGCAACAUGCAGCAGGUCAAUGGGCCUCUGGCUGCUCGUAGUCUGGCUCUCCAGACCCCCACCAGCAAGUGGGAUGCUGGGAAUCCAGCCUCCAACCUGUCCACUGUGUCCAUCCUGCCUGUGUCUGAGGACGUCCCCCUCACUGCCUUCACUCUGGAGCUGCAGCAUGCACUCAAUGGCAUCGGCCCCACUCUACUCCUGAACAGUGACUCCAUCAAACAGUGCCUAGGCUCUGCUGCUCUGGACAGUGUCCAUGAGUACCGUCUGUCCAGUUGGCUCGGGCAGCAGGAAGACAUCCAUCGCAUCGUCCUUUACCAGUCUGACUCUAGCCUCACACCUUGGACCCAGCGCUGCAUCCGCCAGGCUGACUGCAUCAUCAUUGUGGGACUGGGGGAGCAGGAGCCCACUGUGGGGGAGUUGGAGCGAAUGCUGGAGGGCAGUGCAGUCCGUGCUCAGAAGCAGCUGGUGCUGCUGCACAGGGAGGACGGCCCGCCGCCCAAGGGGACGGCCGAGUGGCUGAACAUGCGGAGCUGGAUCUCCAGACACCAUCACCUGUCCUGCCCCCGCAGAGUGUUCUCCCGGAGGAGUUUACCUAAGCUGAGAGAGUUGUACCAGCGUGUGUUUGAAAAGAGUGCAGAUCGUCAUUCCGACUUCUCUCGUCUGGCCAGGAUCCUGACAGGAAACAGCAUCGCUCUUGUGCUUGGUGGAGGGGGCGCCAGGGGUUGCUCUCAGGUUGGUAUCCUGCGCGCCCUGAACGAGGCGGGGAUCCCUGUCGACAUGGUGGGCGGCACCUCCAUCGGCUCCUUAAUGGGAGCGCUGUACGCUGAGGAGAAGAGCAACAGUCACAUGAGGGUCCGGGCUCGGGAGUGGUCCAUGGGUAUGACCUCUUACUUUAAGAAGAUCUUGGAUCUGACCUACCCUGUUACCUCCAUGUUUUCUGGAGCAUCCUUUAACUCCAGCAUUAGCUCCGUCUUCAAGGGCAAACAGAUAGAGGACCUGUGGCUGCCGUACUUCAACAUUACAACAGAUAUCACAGCUUCCUCCAUGAGAGUUCACACUGACGGUUCGCUGUGGCGGUAUGUCCGGGCCAGUAUGUCACUGUCUGGUUACCUGCCACCUCUCUGUGAUCCCAAAGAUGGACACUUACUCAUGGAUGGAGGCUACAUCAACAACCUGCCUGCCGAUGUGGCUCGCUCUAUGGGGGCCAAGGUUGUGAUUGCAAUAGAUGUUGGAAGUCGGGACGAAACCAACCUCACCAACUACGGGGACUCGCUGAACGGCUGGUGGCUGCUGUGGAAACGCUUCAACCCUCUGGCUGAGAAAGUCAAGGUCCUGAACAUGGCCGAGAUCCAAACCCGGCUUGCCUACGUCUGCUGUGUGCGGCAGCUGGAACUGGUCAAAGACAGUGAUUACUGCGAGUACAUCCGGCCGCCCAUCGACCGCUACGGCACACUAGAGUUCGGCAAGUUUGACGAGAUCGCUGAGGUGGGAUACCAGCACGGAAAGACAUUGUUCGAUGUGUGGCAGCGCAGCGGCGUGGUGGACAGCAUGCUCAAGGACAGACAUCAGGAGGAGUUCCACAAGACCAAAACUGGCCAUGUGGUCACCUGUCCGAAUGCCUCCUUCACAGACCUGGCGGAGAUCGUGUCGAGAAUCGAACCUGUCAAGAAUGCCUUAAUCGACGAGGAACUGUCAGAAGAAUACCAGACAGACUACGAUGAGGAGGCGGUGGAAAGCGCUCUCUCUGACUUUGAGGCGUUCGCCCACGGCAGUGAACACACUGACACUGCUGAAACAGAUGAGGAAAUUCCAAUCCGAGUUCGACGCCGCCCAAAGAACGCCUCACAGUCUUAGGCCGUGACUGCCUGUCAGGGCUGCUGACCAACGUCCACAACAACCACAUUUCAAUGCAGUGUUUCUGCCAUCCUUUGAGAAAUUCACUGAGAUUGCAUUACAAACAUGUAGUUCAAACUCUUGAGCCCGGCAGCAUGCUCUGUGUCUUUGAGGAAGACACUGAGCAGGACACACAACUGUUGAUGGAUACAGUGACUUCAACAGGAAGAGUUAGUUAUAAUUGAGUGAAGAGCCCCAAUGUGCUUUGUAAAUUUCAGUGGGUUCAACAGUUCAGUAACAACCAGGGUUCCUGUUGUCGAGGAAUUCCUAAAAUGUCAUUCAUCUAGGAGACGUGUAUUCCCAACAGGGAAAUAUAUAAUCUGUCUGUUCUCUUGGGGAAGUCGGGGAACAGCAAAGGAUUUUACAAAUCGGUUAUUUUACAGGAACACAGUAGAGUUUAUUUUUUUUCACUUGUUUGACACAUUUGUUGACUUGUAUGGCAGUUAAUUGUUAGUUGUGGAAAAAUAGGUAAAAUGGAUGGAACAGAUGGAAUGUAUGGCACAUCUCGCACAAGCUUAAAAAUGCACUGCAAUUGUUCAACAUAAUAUUUCAUUAAUGCAGUGCCACUUUUUGGGACAGUUCUAUGCAUAGCUGCUUUCUAAAAUAAUACGCUCAGAGUCAUAAAGCACUAUAGUGCAUUUCAUAAUGUUAAAACAUUGAAAAUACAUUUUAUGUGCCUAGAAUUUACUUCAAGUAGUAUUACCCUAAUGUCUGCCUAAUGAUGAAGAAUGUCUCCUCUUUCAGAUCAGGGAUAUGUAAACACCGUGGGUGUGACAAGUAUAAUGUGAACAAUGACUAUAAUAAGCUUUUUUGUAAUACCUGCAAAAUUACUCGCUUCAGAUUUAUAUCAUGAAGGUAAUUCUUACACGGAGCCUCACGCACAGCACUGCAGGACAGGCAAAAUGAAAUGGAGGUGCUGAAAGAAGAUGUCCAAUGGUCUCCUUUCAGCUCAGUUACACUUAAUUUGGCAAUUCCGUAUACUUGUCUUUAUGGCAGCCAUUUUAGCUAUUGCUACACAUUUCAUAUUUCACCUCACCCAGCCAGUUUACACUACGGAAGAGGAUUAGGGCCACAUGUGAACACCUUUAUUUGAGUUCUGAGUUUAAAGUCAGAAUUCUGACUCUUUUUUUUUUUUCUUUUUUGGUUUUUUUUUUAUUAAAAAAAGUCAGAAUUCUGACUUUAAACAAAUCUUUUCACAUGUGGCCCUAAUCCUCUUCCGUGGGGUAAAAUGGCAGAAGAAUGAAGUCAGAAUUCUGAGAUUAAAGUCAGAAUUCUGACGCUUUAAAAAAAAAAAAAAUAAUAUAAUAAUAUAUUUUUUUUAGACUUUUAAAAAAAAGGUCAGAAUUCUGACUUUAUUCUCAGAAUUCAAAUACAUUAUUUGACAUUUGGUCCUAAUCAUCUUCCGUAUUACUCCUACAUGUGCCUAUUUGAACCGACAAAGCAGGUGUGCCUGGAUACACCCUAGCCGAGUUUGCACACGUGACCGACCACUUUUCAGAUUUCCUCUUUUUAUAUAAAGGUAUGGUUUUUGAACUUUGAUCAAAGUGAAUUAGUUAGUUUACACCGUUUUUUUCUUUCCGUUACCUGGGGACAGUACAGCAGUGUGACUCACUUACUGAACCUAUCAGUUCUUCAUGCAUCUUUAUACAGACAGUAGCAGAUAACUGUGUGAGGAACAGACAACCUAACAGCUUCAAGACAUGACUUACACACACCCUUGUACCUGGACUUUUUAUGUUUUAACUGUAUGAUAGAAUAAGAAUACCUACAGUGGUACCUAACAAAUACUAUACCUGCCAAUUAAUGCAACAUUACACUUUUUAUACCUGCUAUUUGUCCUUUUUAAUCACCGUGGUUACAGAGCUCCUGUGGUUUUGAAUCAGUGUUUCAUUGUUUUAAGUUUUUGUGUCUGGAAGGCAGAAAAGUGUAAUGAGUGUAGUGGCUUUCAUAAUAAUCUAAAUACCAUGUUUGUUUAUGUUAAUAAUUUUGUGUUAAUAGGGAGAACUACUGUAUGGCAAAAAUGUUUUCUGUUAGACGUUGUCUUUCAAUAACUGGAUGCCUUAUUUUCAGUUUGAUACUUAUUAUUUGUUAUUGUUAAUACUGUGGUAGUUUAAUAAUGUAGAAUAAUUUAGAAUAUUUAAUUAUGUAUAUUUAGUGAACAAACUCCUGGGUUUAACAUAUGCAUUAUUUGAUAGUAAAGCCCAAAUUAUGGAAAAACUCAACAGAGAAGUACAGAAGAUGAAUUAUUUUUUGGAAUCUGAAAUUAUGAAACUGUUUGUUAAAAUAAAGAAGUUUUGUACAGUC